Messenger RNA from Vicugna pacos (alpaca), 2558 nucleotides. It is a transcript of the gene FLACC1, whose product is annotated as flagellum associated containing coiled-coil domains 1. Gene Ontology annotation, cellular component: cytoplasm. The record is from RefSeq and is a predicted model, not a curated record. NCBI's taxonomy places the organism in Eukaryota, Metazoa, Chordata, Mammalia, Artiodactyla, Camelidae.
UCAAGGCCCAAAUCAAGAGUCUGAAUGGAGGGGGAAUUUCUCCUCUAGCUUGACUUUCAUUGCAAUAUUGGAAGACUCAAACCAGAUCGACUUUAGGAGGGAAAUUCUUACUCAUGCCAGGUCAGCCUUUGUAAAAGGCCUUUGACUGGAUGCACUGGAAGCCUGUCUCUCUGCACCACACAUACUGUGGAUUUUCUGCUCUGGCAUUUCAAUCACUUGGAAUGACCACUAAAAUUCCGAGUUCUGGAACCUCUGGAUUUGACCUAAAAUGAAUUCGGACUUUGUGUUGAUGUGACACAGCUUCUCUGUAAACUUGCGGUGUCUUUAAGACUCCCAACUUGGAGAGGAGCCACAUGGGAAAAACAAGUCUUUGGGCAGUCCAAGCGAAGGCCUCCUGACCCAGCAGCCAAGAGUACCCCCGACCUGCCAUGUACCCCAACCCUCUCGUCUACUGCACCUGCUGGGACCCCUGGAACUUGGGACCACGGAAGCUAAUCAAGACCCCUCAGCCACCAAGCAGGACCUCCCCAGCGAAGCCCAAGCUAACUCCUCUUCCUCCAGCUUCAAAAAAACAAAAUUAUGUCCAACCCCUAACAAAACCUGUUGUCACCCCAAAAACGAAAAUCUAUUUAAGAAAACAAGAGGAGAGCAAUAAAUUACCUUAUGAAGUUUUCAACGUGUCUCCUGGCUACACACUCCUUCGGAAUAGGGAGCAGAUUUCCGUCAGCCUGGGAGACGAGAUGUUUGAUCGGAAAAAGCAAUCGGAAUCAGAGAACAUGGACAAAGUCAAAAUGUCCAGGACGGAUAUCGUUGCGGACCUAGAAGAACAGAUCUCAGAACUGACAGUGAUAAUAGAACAAAUGAACAGAGACCAUCAUGCUGCCCAAAAAUUGCUCUCUAAUGAAAUGGAUCUCCGCUGUGCUGAGAUGCAGCAGAACUUUGAAAGCAAUAAGAGGGAGCUUGAGGAGGCUCACGCAGCACAGCUCAGUAAGCUGGAGGAAAACUACAAAGCAGCCUUGAAAGCAGAGAAGCUGGCUGCCAAGGAUAAACUCGAGGAAAUGGGAAAGGAAUAUAAGUACUUGAAGAACAUGUUUCAUGUAUAUCAGGACAGCGUUUAUGAUGAGCUGGAGGACAAGUGGUCAAAGAAGAAGGCAGAAUGGGAGAAGGAUGAGAAGAUGGAGCGGGAAAAGAUCCUGCUAUGGCAAAAAUAUAGGAUAACCAAAAAGUUUGAGUUAGAGUCCAAAGAAGAGAAGAAGGAAAUAAAUGCUAUGCUUGAGAACUUAUGUCGGGAGAAGGAGGAGCUGUUGAAACAACAUGAAAGGGACACCUUGCAAUUAGAGGAGCUGAGAAAUACCAAAGAGGUCAUAGAGGAAGAGUUGCACGCUCAAGCUCUUAUCCUAGAAUCACUUAACACAACCCUCUACCAAACCCAGAUGGAACUCCAGAGAGAAAAAGCUCUGGUUGGAAAUCUGGAGAAAACAUUCCAGACCAAGCUUGCUGAAGCUGAAGAAAAGUUUAAAUACACAAUACAGAACCUGACCGAAGAAAACAUUCAUCUAAGACAAAGGAUAAUUGCCAAAAAUGAAGAAAUUUAUGAUGAACGAUCUGGGAAGUUGACCUCUAUUACUAUGCAGGACGGUAUUUCUGACACUUUAGAAGAUGCUAGCAACAAAACACAAGAACCAUGAGCAGAAAAGUUGAUCUCUACCACCAGAGAGGGUAGGAACCCCAUCUUGGUAGGCUUAAGAACUCCUGUGAGAUUUUCUGGAGAAAUGCAUAUGAUGUAUUUAGUUCUUGGGUUGCCUUGAUUCUACUUGUGUCUUUUCACAAUUUUUUUUCUUCUGAGUGCUUGGGAAUGUUUGAUUUCUCAACUCAGUUACAUAAACUUUCAUGACUCUUCAUUGAAAAGUGAUUUCCUCUACAGCUAGGGCUGAGCUUUCUCUCAGCGUCAUACUGUUUUGUCUUCCCCCUUUACAUAUUUCAUUGUGAAGACACUGAUCUGAAGAAUGUCUUUCUAUUAAAUUUUGACUAUAUUUUGGGGUGCACUUUUGUCUCCCUGGAACAUUUAGCUAGCAAGAAAGAGACUUUAUUCAUUUGAUUCCCCCAAACUUUUUCUCUCUUAUAUGUGUUCCCACUCCCCUAUCUCUCAUGUCUCCUAACCUAUGAUUUGGGAAGAAUUUCUGAUACCUCCUGCUACCUUCACCAGAAAUCGAGGUGACAACAUAAACAAGUGAGGUAGGCUGGACAUAAGAAAACACAAUCACACAAGCACAGUGAUAAAUGGUCAUUAGUAGAGCUUCAGUGGAGGGGAUUGGACAGGAUGGGGUGGGGGCCUGCAAGGUGGGGUAAGGGUUAUGGGGUUUGGGUGAACUCAUUCCAUUGUUGCCAAACAGGAACAUGGCCUAAAUGUGGUCAGAUAUUCUGAUUUUUUUUUUUAAAAAAAGCAUUUUGGUUUUUAUGUGACAUCUCCCAAUUUUUAAAUAUGGACAAGAAAUAUUUAAGAAGUACAACCGUGUGAGCCAAUGUCAGGAGGCUCAAGGAGAACUCAUCUGUGAUCC